AUGUGGUGGCUUGCUAUUUUAAUCGUCGUCGAAGCAUCUCCUAGUGAGGACGCAGUCAAUUAUUUAAACGAAGUCUAUAAGCUGAAAGUCACCGGCGGGAACGAAAGCUUGUUCAUUUGGGCAGAAUCUCUUUCAGAAGAGCACAUCGACGAUAUUUACAAUUCCAUAAUCGUCCUCAACAACACCCUUACCCUCGGGCUUGAGCUACAUUAUCUUCAAUUCUCCUUCCUCGACAAUUCCUCAGCUAUCCACCUAAUCCAGCACCAAAACCCUGACUACACAAAAAUUUUGGAACCAAAAUCAGAAGAAAUCACGUCAAAGUUUCUCAAAGAAAUAUCAGGACAUCCACAUGGAGUUACCCUACAAAGCUCAAAAACCCAAACAAUUGAGCACGGGGAUAAGACUUUUGCAAUAAAUGAAAAUAUUUUGACAGCAGAAAAAUCAACAUAUAAAUUUUACAUAAUUUCGAAUUCCACGUCAAAAGUAAGCACUUAUCAUUGGCAAGUUUAUGGAGUUACUACAAAAUCUAGUGAGACAAGCAAUACAAAACUUAUCAUCACUGUGGUUUUCACUUUUAUUAUAUAGAAGUUUCCUAUGUUUGGCGCUGUAAGGCCGAUAAAUUCUGAUCGGAAUUUAUCGGUAGGUUGCACCAAAUCAAUGCCUUGGUCGGACCAAAAAGCGGUUUGGUCCGACGAACUUGGAAAGCUCCUGGGAAAAUGUCUGCGCUUUUAGCGCUAUAUAGAGGAAACCUCUAUAACAAGCUCAUUGACUGUACUGGGAGUCUGCUAUUAUUGGAAGAAAAAUAAGUCUUUUCCAUUUUUACAAAUGAAGGAUGAGGUAAGCGCUCCACAAGCGAAGCUACAGUUAUAA
Molecule: messenger RNA, 870 nt
Organism: Blepharisma stoltei
Lineage: Eukaryota; Ciliophora; Heterotrichea; Heterotrichida; Blepharismidae
Source: the annotation of a GenBank genome assembly